CAGGCCGGGGCAAGCAGAAAUUAUUUAACCGCGAUACGAAUCGGUUGUGUUUUUGGCGUUUUCGCGCUGUUUUAGUCUCCAGCGGUGCCCAGCUCAAUAUUUUUCUCUGGAGGCAGGGAAAACUUCGCGUGUGCGCGCGUGUCUAUAGCAUAUAAAAAACACUUCUCGCUUUGGCCAAAAGUGCCGAAAAACAGCUCCAAAGUUUACGCGUAUAUAGUUUUUUUUCUUUAUGAUAAGGUGCGCGCAGCUCUUUUUACAACUGAAAAAAAAAUUAAGUAAAGAGAAAUAGUGGGUUGCUGUCUUUUUGGGGACUCAAAUAACGCUCGCCGCCGUCGGUUUACGUAGUAGGAAGAUUGGUGUGUUCUGUAAGUUACGAUAGCUGCAAGAACCUCUCGGUGUCGGUGGUGAUUUGAAGAAAACCUUUGACGAGAGAAAAAAAUAAUCAUACAGUGUGAAUUGUGUUUAUUGGUAAAACAAAGGCGCCAACCGUGUCUGUGGAACCGUAAACCGGAACCGUACCCUCUCUUUGGUUUCGGCCCUAGUGUUUCAGUAUCAUCCCGUCACUGUUUCCAAACCCCUAAACCGUAGAUCCGUGCCACCCUCCGGAAAUGGCCUUGUCAAGGGCCUACUGCUGCUUUGCGGUGCUGCUGCUCUACUUCGGGGUGCUGGCCCAAAGUGGAGCACCGGUUCGUCCAGGCACGGGUAAUCCCUCGCCGCGGCUCCCGCGCACCAGUGCCAGCCAGCUGUCGGCUCAGAACAACAACAGCACCGGGAUGCGUAAUCUGGCCGCGAAGAACCUCACCGCCCAGCAGACACGUGGGAACUACAGAUCAAGGGAACAGCAGCUGUUGAAUGUGUUCGAGGUUGUGGUAUCGACGCUGGAGGGGAAGCUCCAGCGGAUAGACAACCUGGACAAAGCCGUGGAGCACCUGAUGCGCCGCGUGGAAUCACUAGACAACAAGAUGGCCGAUAACAUCCACAAGACCGAUUCGGUUAUCUCGAAGCUGCGGACGUUGGACAGUAAGCUGUCCAACGAUGAUGACAGGCCGAACAGUGUGAGAACGGCAAAAUCCACCAACACCCUGGACAGCCGGCUGGUUUCAUUAGAUCAGAAAGUCAGCGAUAUCGAUAAUAAGCUGAACGGGUUGAAAAAUCAGAUCGACAGUAAUUUUCUGCCGGUGGAUGACAUAAACGCGGAAGCGAGUGAAAGAAAGACGGUCAGUAUGAACGUCGCAGAAAUCACCAAGGCUAUGCACUCGGAGGUUAUGGUACACAUUACGAAAGAGCUUGGACAGCUGAGAUCGAUCACGGACGGAAUCGAUAAAAAGCUCCAGUUCCAUAUAAACAUUGUGUCGGAGAAUCUGGGCAAAACACUCAACCUGUUGAAUGACGUACACGAUGCAGUGGUUGAUCACAACAUCAAUUUCAACUACAACACAACUUCGACGCUGCCACCGUUCGUGAAGGCAAGCAAGAUUGAUAUACUGGUGAAACAAAUUCGACCGAUCAUGUCCGUGUCGGAGAAGAUGGAUGAAGUGUGGGACGUUGUUGUUGGAACGAAGAGUUCCGUUGAUGAUUUAGUGCCCAAAUCGGAUGCACUGUUAACCCAGAAUCAGCGCCAGGAACGAGCGAUCGGUGAAAUUCAUCAUGAUCUCAAAACCAAAACUAAUCUGAUCAUCAACAAUCUGGAUAUGGUGGAAAAGCGACUCAAAAAGCAAGAGGAUGAUGUGGCAGUGUUGGCACAGCGACCUGUUCCGGCGGAGCUGCUGAUGGAUCCAACAAUCGAUCGGCUAGUGGAAUACGACCCAAACAGGUACUCGAUCGUUGAGGAUUUCACGGAAGCACUGCCAACGACGACCUACCCCACGGUGUCAUCCUCCUCCUCGACGGCAAGCACGAGUAGUAGCAGCAGUACCACUGCGAGCAAUGUGAACUUCACCAGCACAACUUCGUCAGCAGCGGGAACCUCCGCCCAAACAGCGCAAGCUGGAGGUAAAAAUGUUUCCCGCAAAGGUGGUAUCAUCUUUCCCAGCGUGAAGAACAAGCCCUCGGUACUGAACAACACCUUUGCCGGAGAAAAUCUUCUUUUCAAGGAUAUCAAAGGAUUCUCUUGUACCGACAUGAUGAACGCCGGCAUGCGCCAGUCCGGAGUGUACUACUUACAGAUCCGUGGUACGACCUAUUGGUUCCUGAAGGUCUUCUGUGAGCAGGAAAUCGCUGAUGGUGGAUGGACCGUCAUCCAGCGACGGGAUGACUUCGGUGAGCCCCGGGAGAACUUCAACCGUGACUGGGCCGAUUACAAGAAUGGUUUCGGAGAUCCGGCAAAGGAAUUCUGGCUCGGCAAUGAGAACAUCUACAUGCUGACAAACAACGAGGACUACUCGCUCCGGAUCGAACUGGAAGAUUUCGAAGGAAACAAGAGGUACGCACAAUACUCCCACUUCAAGAUCCACUCCGAGCAGGACUACUACAAACUGGAAAUCGAUGGCUACGAAGGCAACGCCGGUGACUCGCUGAAUGAUCCUUGGUAUGGUUCAAACAAUAGCCCAUUCUCAACGUACAACCGCGAUAACGACCGGAGCUCACUCAACUGCGCCAGCAUGCUUAAGGGCGGCUGGUGGUGGAAGUCAUGCGGCCGAGGACUGAACGGUCUGUAUCUGCACGACCCACAGGAUCUGACCGCCCGGCAGGGAAUCGUUUGGUUCCGUUGGAGAGGCUGGGACUACACUCUGAAAAAGGCCACCAUGAUGAUCAAACCGCGAGGACCCCAGCCACAGCAGCAGGUGACCGGUGCGACGACGACGUAAUAGUGACAGCCUUUUCUUCUCUUCGCGCAAAAUCAAAAUUUUGUACAAAUCGCUUUCUUUUGUUUUUGUUUUUUGUUUUCGUUGAGUUUCCUCGAUUUCUACUUUCGCUUAAUCGUUCAAAAACAGUUGAAAAAUGGAACACACAUACAUAUGAAAAUUUUAGACCCAGUAAAACAAAAGCUGGACGAAAGGAAGGAUCACCCAUACACUCACACCCGUUUCGAAACAGACACACACACACAUCCACAUAUUAUCCAAUGUUUCAUUUUCAUGGACGUUUUCCGGGGGGCCAUCAAUGCAGGAGAUCCGGUCAGAUUGAGUACAGCAUGUAAAUUUAUGCCUUUCUUGCCCGUACAUCGGACCGGUCUCCCAAGAGUUUCCAGAAAGACCUCCGAUGUUAUCCGUCCUCCGUGUAAUCUUUUGUUAUAUAUGUUUUUUUUAUCUUACGUUUAAUUUAUUACAUUUAGCUGAAAGAAUGAGCGUGAGAGCGGAAAAUCAUCACUUUUACUAGCGAAAAUCUAUUAGUCUUUCUGCUUUGGAUGUCGACAGGAUGUACUUGUCUCUCGCCGUAGAAGGGAACGUUACUUUUUGUCCCGCAAAUUCUACCGAGCUACGAGAGCUGUUCCAGAUAUGAACAAACACAGUAAAAGUACAACCCAGACGAGUUAUUAGCUUUGGAUGGAUAAUCACAAAAUGGAGCGAUAUUUUUCUUUUCUUAUCCUAUAAACUUCGGCUUUUAUAUAUAGACGAAAAGAAUAUAUCUGAUGACGAACUGAAAGAGAUUGUUUAAAGAUAGAGUAUAUUUGUUGAUUAGGUAAAAUUAUUAUCACCUUCAUUCACGUUUGUUUGAAUGUUUUAUUUUUCAACGUGUAAACAAUGCGGACAAAAGGGAAAGGUGGAUACCGAGGGAGGCUUUGCUGGUUAUUAUAUUUUUUUUGACAAAAUUACCAUAAGUAAAAGUACACGACGGUCCUUGGGUUCAUUUUAUAUUGUGUCAUAGCACAUUUGUACCCAUCGAGCGUCGUCUGUAUGGAAUUUGUAUUUUGUAUUUUGACCAACAGAUAAGCAACAAUGUUAGAAAUGUUAAAUGCUGUUCAAACUUUGUACGAAGAAGGAAUUUAUGAUCCUUUGUGAACAAUGUGACCUCAAACGUUAGCUGCACCAGCCAAUAUACCACGCACAGCAAAUUGCGCGCGUGAAUUUUGCGAAAAGACAAAACCGCGCCGUCACCGGAAAGGUCAUCGUUGUAAAUCUUGGCGGAAUCGGCCCCCUUCAGACAAUACCACCGUAAGCGUUACCUAAUUCGCUGACCUCUUGUUAUGCUCCCCGAGUCGAUGCCAAGAGGACCAUAAUUCAUUUCAAACUGUCUCGAUCUCACUGGAACAUAGUUUUUUUUUCGAAACCUUUCCUUUUCGACCCACGUUUGGUUCCCUUCUACUCUUCCAAACCUGUCGCCCUCCAGAGGUAAUUCUAGAGCGAGUAAGUGGCUGCAUGAAAUUUUUAUGUUGCAGCACGUCACCGUUGUUAGGAAAUCAUAAUAAUAACGUGCACCCGGUAGACCUCGGCGCGAGAUUUUUCCCCGUUUCUACUCAAACCGCCUUCGCUAAGUUUACAUUCGUUACGAAUGCUGAAAGGGAAAUGUGUCUAAAUAUGUAUGUUUGUAAAUCGUGCAAUUGGACGCGCGUAGUUAAAAUUGCUUUUGACAGCGAAUGGUUUGCAAAAUGUUACAUUGUCUUGUGAGGUAAAACUUUUCAUGGCUAACAUAUUAAUUAUGAUUUAUCUUGUUUGUCUUUUUUUACGGCCAAUACAAAUACCGAUACUAGGGAAAAACCAUACCAAGCUUCCUAAACCGAAACGACACAUGUAAAUUAUACAAAGCCUUCGGGUUCAUCACCGGUUCCCCAUCCUGUUGUUCGUUUUUGGGAGAGCUAUUGAUGCAACAUAAGUGAAACCUUCAUCAUUCUUCAUCAAGUAAAAUCGGAAGGUUGUGGCAUCGGAAAAUUAUCGAAGCGAAUAAACAAUAGCAACUUCACCAAGAAAAAUAAAACGUUGAAUAAGAAAAGAAAAACAUCUUGCACAACACACAUUCAUACAUUCUCACACAACCAGGCACGAAUCAGUUCAUGUGUACACAUAAUCAUUCUACAACAUAUAUCACACAAUACAGAGAUAUAAACCACUAUCAUUGCCAAAAUGAAACAAACCCCAUUGGUAACUAAAAAAAACAUUUGGUGUACCCAUUUGUUCCCGACGAUCAUUCAGUUUAUUAUAUUUACUAUUAUUAUAUAACGCAAACACGCAAACGAAAACAUACAUUGACACACAAACACACAUUAUUAGUAUGUACGUAUGUUUGUGAAAACGAUCCGCCCCUAUCGCUCACUGCCUUGGGUGGGAAGGACAAAUAAACGCAUAAAAAAAGACAUCAUCAAAAAUUAAGGCAAAAAACGCAGCAAAAUCCAAUUGUAAAUAUCGUUUUAAUUUAAUAGUUGUUAGAAUGUUUUUAUAUUGAAAUAAAAUAAAUGUGAAAAUAGUUGUA
Toxorhynchites rutilus septentrionalis is the source of this 5346-nucleotide messenger RNA. RefSeq names its product fibrinogen alpha chain. Bases 609 to 2807 code for a protein of 732 amino acids. NCBI's taxonomy places the organism in Eukaryota, Metazoa, Arthropoda, Insecta, Diptera, Culicidae. The transcript is spliced from 8 exons. The record is from RefSeq and is a predicted model, not a curated record.